Molecule: messenger RNA, 776 nt
Organism: Ruditapes philippinarum (Manila clam)
Lineage: Eukaryota; Metazoa; Mollusca; Bivalvia; Venerida; Veneridae
Product: peptidyl-prolyl cis-trans isomerase-like 4
Biological process (GO): protein peptidyl-prolyl isomerization
Cellular component (GO): nucleus
Molecular function (GO): peptidyl-prolyl cis-trans isomerase activity; RNA binding
Source: RefSeq, a predicted model, not a curated record
ACACACCUGUUACACAUAGACAGGGUAUUAGAGGAUGAUAGAGCUCUACAGUAUCGACAGAUGAUUUUCCUUAAGAAAAAAAAACAAAACAAAUAGAAAACACCGGCUCUGAUUCAACAACAUCAAAACUUGUAAUGAAAAAUCAAUAUUGCCCAGUCUGCAUCCGUAUUGGAAAAAGAAAAACGUUUUAGACAGAGCCCCUAUACUCAAGCGAAAUGGCUGUUUUACUAGAAACAUCAAUUGGCGACAUAACCAUCGAUCUACUAACAGAAGAACGGCCAAAAUGUUGCAAGAAUUUCCUGAAGUUAUGCAAAAUAAAAUACUACAACUUCUGUCUUUUUCAUUCAGUGCAGAGAAACUUGGUGGCUCAAACUGGAGACCCAACAGGUAGUGGGCGGGAAGGAGAGUCUGUGUAUGGGAUUGUGUAUGGGGAGCAAGCAAAAUAUUUUGAUAUGGAAAUAACACCUCGCCUCAAACACAGGAAAGUUGGUACAGUAUCUAUGGUAAACAAUGGACAUAACAUGCAUGGCUCACAGUUUUUCAUCACUCUAGGAGAAAAUCUAGACUAUCUGGAUAACACACACACAGUGUUUGGUGAGGUUGCUGAAGGCUUUGAUGUCCUCAAAAAACUAAAUGAGGCAUUUUGUGACAAGGAACAUAGACCUUACAAGGACAUCAGAAUUUAUCACACAAUCAUAUUAGAUGAUCCCUUUGAUGAUCCACCAGGUUUGGAGGUACCAGACAGAUCUCCUGAACCUACUAAACAACAACUAGAU